AUGAAACUCCUUUUGAUUUUGGCUUUCGUAAUCGGCACCGCUUCAGCGGCUGCCAUUCUGGAGCAGGAGGUAGAGCAAACGAACGCAACCAUCAAUGGACGCAUUGUUAAUGGCGCCGAUGCCUGGGAUGGACUCUUUCCGUAUCAAGCCGGUUUGACUUUGGAAAAGAAUGGUCAAUGGUUAUGGUGCGGCGGAUCUUUGAUUGGCUCCAAUUGGAUUAUAACUGCAGCUCAUUGCGUCAAGGACGUUCAAGCCGUCACUGUCUAUUUGGGUAGUACGUCGCGUGGUAAUGGUCAAUAUUCCACUGUUGUUCAUCAGAAUGAUGUCCAUAUCCAUCCAGACUAUAGUAGUUUAAAUGAUAUCGCUUUAGUUUGGAUCCAUUCCGUCUCCUACUCGGGCAACAUUCAACCCAUCAGACUGCCAUCGUUCAACCAAUACAGCAAUUAUGAGGGUCAAUGGGCAACACUUUCAGGUUGGGGUAACACAUAUGAUGGAUCCGGUCUGAACGGUCAUCUGAAGUAUGCCACCCAACCAAUUAUUUCAAAUGGCGAAUGCUCAUCAUAUUUCAACAUAAACGAUGGUAUCAUCUGCACCACACCUGUUGAGGGAAGAGCUGCUUGUAAUGGAGAUUCCGGUGGCCCAUUGGCUGUGGACAAUAAUCAAGUGUUGGUGGGUAUCGUUAGCUUUGGCGGCGGCUGUCACUCAUCCGCACCAAAUGCAUUUACCCGCGUUUCACACUUCUUGGGCUGGAUCCGUGAUAUCACCGGCAUUGCUUAUUAUUAA
Molecule: messenger RNA, 783 nt
Organism: Bactrocera tryoni
Lineage: Eukaryota; Metazoa; Arthropoda; Insecta; Diptera; Tephritidae
Product: serine protease 1-like
Exons: 2
Coding region: 1-783 (260 amino acids)
Biological process (GO): proteolysis
Molecular function (GO): serine-type endopeptidase activity
Source: RefSeq, a predicted model, not a curated record